GGUUAGGGUUUAGCUAGGGUUUCUACUAUAUGGGAUGCUUCAACGCCUUUUGUGAAAAUCAAUCGAAACGACAGAAAUUAGAACCCUAAUUUUGAUUCUUAGCUUCGAUGGGGCCAGCUACUGCGCUUGCUAAGAAGAAGGGUCAGAAAUCACAGAAGCCAUUGGAGCAACCUAAGAAGAAACAGAAGAAGGAUUUGUUCAUUGCCGGAAAACGCCCCAAGAAAUCGGAGGUUUUUGAUACUUUUGAUAGCCCAAUUGAAGAGGUGGAAGAAGAACAAGAGCAGGAGCAGCUAUUUGAUGUUGCAAAGAAGAAAAAGGGCUCUAAGUCGAAGAAGAAUAUUAAGCAACUGAAAGGCAAGUUUUUUGCUGAUAAGGAUGAGGAUUCCAGCGAAGAAGUAGAUGAUGAUGAAGAUGAUAAGGUGGAAGAAGAAGAAGAAGAAGAACAUGGUGAGUCAGGUUCUGGGUCAGAGUUGUUCUCGGAGGAUGAUGAUGAUGAUCCCUUGGCAGUUGAUUUCCUACAAGGAGGAAGUGAUGAAGAUGAAGAGGAGGAUUCGGAGUCUGAUUCAGAUGAAUCUGAAGCUGAUAUCGUGGAGAAAGCAAGAGCUAUUGAUGAUGAAAGGGCGAGGCAGGAAAAGGAAGCAGAGGAGGAAAUGCAGCUUAACAUUAAAGAAGAAUCUGAUGAGUUCAGAUUGCCGACUAACGAGGAGCUUGAAGAAGAGGCACACAGACCACCUGAUCUUCAGAAUCUUAAAAGGAGGAUAACUGAAAUUAUAAGGGUGCUUUCAAGUUUUAAGGAGUUGAAGCAAGAGGGAAAAACAAGGAAGGAUUACAUAGAGCAGCUUAAAGUGGAUUUAAUGUCGUACUAUGGCUACAAUGAGUUCCUAAUUGGAGUUUUGAUUGAUAUGUUUCCUGUUGUUGAGCUUAAAGAACUCAUAGAAGCUUUUGAACAACCUCGACCUAUCUCUCUGCGAACUAACACCUUAAAGACGCGAAGGCGGGAUUUGGCUGGAGUUCUCUUAAACAGAGGAGUCAAUUUAGAUCCAUUGAACAAGUGGUCAAAGGUUGGUCUGGUUGUUUAUGACUCGCAAGUGCCAAUUGGUGCAACUCCAGAAUAUAUGGCUGGCUUCUAUAUGUUACAAAGUGCAAGCUCCUUUUUGCCAGUGAUGGCCCUCAGUCCUCAGGAAAAGGAACGAAUUGUUGAUAUGGCGGCUGCACCUGGUGGUAAAACGACUUAUAUCGCAGCUCUUAUGAAAAAUAGCGGAUUACUUUAUGCAAAUGAGAUGAAGGCCCCAAGACUUAAGUCACUAACUGCAAAUUUGCAUCGAAUGGGGGUGACAAACACUAUAGUUUGUAACUACGAUGGGAGGGAGCUACCCAAGGUUCUGGGUCAAAACACAGUUGACCGAGUUUUGUUGGAUGCCCCUUGCAGUGGCACUGGGGUCAUUUCUAAAGAUGAAUCAGUUAAAAAUUCAAAAAGUUUAGAAGAUAUAGAGAAAUGUGUGAUUUUGCAGAAGCAAUUGAUCCUUGCUGCAAUUGACAUGGUUGAUGCCAAUUCAAAAUCUGGGGGUUACAUAGUGUACUCCACUUGCUCCAUAAUGAUUCCAGAGAAUGAAGCAGUCAUUGAUUAUGCUUUAAAAAGGAGGAAUGUUAAACUUGUACCAUGUGGGCUUGACUUUGGACGUCCAGGCUUUGUCCGAUUCAGGGAACACCGCUUUCACCCAUCACUAGAAAAGACGAGGCGAUUCUACCCUCAUGUCCACAACCUGGACGGAUUUUUUGUGGCAAAGUUGAAGAAAAUGAGCAAUGCGAAACCAACUUCUGUACCUUCUGAUCCUAUAGAAUCUGUGGAGCAAGCUCUCGAGCCAAAUGAGAUCAAGAGCAAAAAUAAAACUGUUGAGAAUUUGCCGAAAAAGGAGGUUUCAAAAGCAAAAAAGGUCUUGACUAAUUCUGGUGCUGCCAAUGGGAAUGUGGAGUCCCCAUCCAAAACCAAGAAGGGAACAAAAAGGAAAUUCCCUCCUCGAGAAGAAAUCUCCAAAGCGAGGGAGAACAAGAGAGAGGCCUUGAGGGAAAAGAAAAGGAUGGCAACAGGCAAGAAGAGUGGAAAAAGUGGAUGACCAGCUGUGUAAAGCAAGAAGCACAGUUCGUAAAAACACUAAUGUCUUUGUUCUGCAUGGAACAGUCAGUGGCAUUGCAUCAAAAUGGGAUUGAAGAGCCGCCAAAGUAAGAAGAUAGGCAUCUGUGACGGAGUCGAAACUAAACUGAGGAAUCAAUUUGCUGAUCAAGUUCCUUGAUGGUUCUCCAGUGAUGUCUUGUUUUAGUUAUUACUUAUUUAUGAUGCCUAAUUUAUUUUUGACUGGGAAAUACAAGGACUUGUACUAUUACAAUAAUUUAUCUUCCUUUGUGAAAUAUUGAGUACCUAUUUGAUUGUUUAUUAUCAUUAUCAAGGAAGGGUGAUUUGGAUUUCCGGUUUAGAUGGCA
Molecule: messenger RNA, 2478 nt
Organism: Tripterygium wilfordii
Lineage: Eukaryota; Viridiplantae; Streptophyta; Magnoliopsida; Celastrales; Celastraceae
Product: 25S rRNA (cytosine-C(5))-methyltransferase nop2-like
Exons: 17
Coding region: 108-2114 (668 amino acids)
Biological process (GO): rRNA base methylation; maturation of LSU-rRNA
Cellular component (GO): nucleolus
Molecular function (GO): RNA binding; rRNA (cytosine-C5-)-methyltransferase activity
Source: RefSeq, a predicted model, not a curated record